AUGGCCGAUAUUACAGAUCAACACGAUCAAAACUCCCCAUCAGCUCUCGAUGAACACGCUGUCGGAAAUGGAAACCCAAAUGCUGGAACCGAUGCUCGUGGUAUUAAACGCGCAAGACCUACCACCGCAGACGAUGACGACGAUGAUGAUGAUAAACCCGGUCGCGAAAGAAGAAAAAUCGAGAUCAAGUUUAUUACAGAUAAAUCGCGUCGCCACAUCACAUUUUCCAAAAGAAAGGCUGGUAUCAUGAAGAAGGCAUACGAAUUGUCAGUCUUGACAGGAACCCAAGUCCUGCUCUUAGUCGUGUCCGAGACCGGUCUUGUAUACACCUUCACAACACCAAAGCUACAACCUUUGGUCACAAAGGCGGAAGGAAAGAAUCUAAUUCAGGCCUGCUUGAAUGCACCCGAACCUACCGGCAAUGGCGAGAACGGAGUUGAUGAUGGAAAUACUGUCGAAUCACCCGAAGAACCAACUCCACAGCAUUUACCGCCACAACAGCAAGGUCGCCCUGGAAUGCCACAACAACAGGCAUCGCAAAUGCACCCAGGCUAUGCCGUGCAGGGGCUAUCGCACGAACAACAACAGGCGAUGGCGUAUCAAAAUUAUAUGGCUCAACAACAAAGAGGAGGAUACAUGCCUCCACAAGCUGGUAUUCCACAGCAGCAAACGCAUCAAUCAUAA
This is a messenger RNA of Sclerotinia borealis F-4128, 684 nucleotides long. NCBI's taxonomy places the organism in Eukaryota, Fungi, Ascomycota, Leotiomycetes, Helotiales, Sclerotiniaceae. The record is from the annotation of a GenBank genome assembly.